AUGGGUGAUGAUGAUCAUAAGCCUCCGCCAACGACGGAGGAGAUUCGCCAGAAUAUGAUCAGCUCCUUUACUACUGAGAUCACAUCUUCUUCGGAACAAGUCGCUAUCCUCAUUCUUGAAGCUCAUCAAUGGGAUAUCGCCGCUGCAGUCUCCGCCUUCAGAGACGCCGUAGUCGCAGCAGCCGCCGCCGCCGCCGCCGCCAGGCCAAAUGUUCCUUCUCCGAUACGGUUGCGAUCACCACGGUCUCCAUCUCGUGUCUUCUCUCCUCGCUCAGCUCGUAAUCCAUUUAGUAGGGAGGCGAUGGAACGCGAUGGGAACAUCCUCAGCGAUUCAGAUGAAAAAGAGAACGAAGAUCCUAUGGAAUCAGAUGAUGUAGAAAGAGAUCUAUCAUCAUUACCAAGAAGACUAAAGUUCAGAAGCUUAAGCGAAAUUCUUUCGGUUAUUCCUCAAGAGAUCCCACGCACUGUCACUCUUUAUAGGAAUGGUUACACUUUCGAUGAUGAUAAUAUAUUAUGGCCAUUGGAUGAUCCCCAAUGUGCAGAGUUUCUUGAGGUCGUAGAAAGCUUGGAGUCACCACGUGCACUCGAUUCUCCAGGUGGCAAACGGCGUGUCCUUAUCACACUCAUUAUACAACAGGAUUCCUCAAAUUCAUUCCAAGGUGUGGGAAGAACUCUAGCCGAGCCAGACUCUGUUCCACCAGCUUCAUCCGACUCACUGACCACAGAAGCAACACCAUCAAUGAAUCCCACAGCGCCAACGACCUCUAUCAAGGUCAUAUUAGCAGACGGCACACCCAUUGUCUCCCGGUUCACUACUACUCACCAUACCAUCAGAGACGUUCGAGACUUCAUUGACGCGGCUAGACCAGAUGCCUCCAGAGACUACCAACUACUCAUCAUGGGGUCGUCUGCUCCUAAACUACUGACGACUGACUUAGACCAAACCAUCGACCAAGCUGGCAUCUCUAACUCUGUUCUCACCCUGAAGUUCUAG
Messenger RNA from Brassica oleracea var. oleracea, 993 nucleotides. Its product is annotated as plant UBX domain-containing protein 5-like. Gene Ontology annotation, molecular function: ubiquitin binding. Lineage: Eukaryota; Viridiplantae; Streptophyta; Magnoliopsida; Brassicales; Brassicaceae. Gene Ontology annotation, cellular component: nucleus; cytosol. Bases 1 to 993 code for a protein of 330 amino acids. The record is from RefSeq and is a predicted model, not a curated record. The transcript is spliced from 5 exons. Gene Ontology annotation, biological process: membrane fusion; proteasome-mediated ubiquitin-dependent protein catabolic process; nuclear membrane reassembly.